AUGAUGCGGUACACGGAAGUGGACUCGACGAUGGAACGGAGUUACGCACAGCAGCUCAACGACACGUCAGCAAACAACGGCGAGCAACAAUCGCAAGCGACUGCAACGAGCACGGCGACGCAGACGAUGGAGCUGCAAGAAAACUUGCCAAUUAUUCACACGAAUUCCACCAUCAUUACGAUCCAGCCGGGAGAAGGCGAGAGUCGAUUCCGUAGGCCAAUUCCUAUCAACACUCUCGAUUGGGUUUCGACACCUAGAUCGCAUUUGAAUGCAAUCACCGGUACGCAGUUCCUGGACGGUGUUGAGCAAUUGGAAAUUCAGCAGGUUAUUGAUUUGAGUACUCUACUCGGCAGACUGGACAAGGGUAUUCAGUACAGGGUGAAAGUGCCACGCGCGGAAACAUUGUUUCUUGCCAUGGAAUCUAAGAUGGAAACGGAAUCACGAUUAUGCGGCUGGUACAAAGGAUUCGUGUUGAACGUCUUGGAUCAGUGUGGCGAAACCGCUUUCAUCAUCCGGAAAGAUCCCAGCUUGUUGCACGUGCCUUGCUCUCGACAGAGAAUUACGGUUGAAAGCGCGAAUCUCAUCGGCAGCGUGGAGAAGAACUUCAGCCCGAUAGGGCCAAGCUUCACUGUGUAUAACGCGAUCCAAGAGCCUCUCUGCAACAUUUAUGGACCCUUCACUUGCGACUGUUGUAUGUUCAAGGAAGCGCAAUUCCAGAUCGUAUCAUUGGACGGAUCUCACCAAGUCGCAUCACUGAUACAUCAAUGGGAUCACUUGGCAGUCGAUUAUAUCCUGCUUCUUACAUUUCCAAUAGAUACAGACGUGAGAUUGAAAAGUCUGCUCCUCGGCGCGUCGUUCUUAAUAGAGUAUUUGUACUUUCAUCGAAUAAGAAGAGCUUCCAGAAGAUAGAUACUAUAAAUUAUAAAUAAUUUGCAACC
This is a messenger RNA of Cyphomyrmex costatus, 938 nucleotides long. RefSeq names its product phospholipid scramblase 1. Gene Ontology annotation, biological process: plasma membrane phospholipid scrambling. The record is from RefSeq and is a predicted model, not a curated record. NCBI's taxonomy places the organism in Eukaryota, Metazoa, Arthropoda, Insecta, Hymenoptera, Formicidae. The transcript has 7 exons. Gene Ontology annotation, molecular function: phospholipid scramblase activity. Bases 1 to 909 code for a protein of 302 amino acids. Gene Ontology annotation, cellular component: plasma membrane.